This is a messenger RNA of Harmonia axyridis, 2329 nucleotides long. RefSeq names its product ubiquitin-conjugating enzyme E2 G2 (gene Ubc7). The transcript has a single exon. Bases 160 to 663 code for a protein of 167 amino acids. The record is from RefSeq and is a predicted model, not a curated record. Lineage: Eukaryota; Metazoa; Arthropoda; Insecta; Coleoptera; Coccinellidae. Gene Ontology annotation, cellular component: endoplasmic reticulum; cytosol.
GGAGAAGAAGAAAAACCUUUCACUUGAUACUUCAAAACUGACGUUGCAUAACUUAUUAACCAAAAAAUUGAAGAUAAAUAAUAAUUUUGCUAUAAAUUAUUAACCAGAGUUGAUUAUUAUUGCAUGUAAUGAUAUUUUAAUUUGUAAUAUUGAGGGAACAUGGCAGGAUCAGCCUUAAGACGUCUUAUGGCCGAAUAUAAACAGUUAACAUUGAAUCCUCCAGAGGGUAUUAUAGCAGGUCCCAUUAACGAAGAGAAUUUUUUUGAAUGGGAAGCUCUAAUCACUGGGCCAGAAGGGACAUGUUUCGAAGGUGGAGUUUUUCCUGCUAAACUUAUUUUUCCAUCUGAUUAUCCAUUGAGUCCUCCAAAAAUGCAAUUUACAUGUGAAAUGUUCCAUCCCAAUAUUUACUCUGAUGGUAGAGUAUGUAUUUCAAUAUUACAUGCCCCUGGUGAUGACCCCAUGGGUUAUGAGUCUAGUGCUGAAAGAUGGUCACCAGUUCAAAGUGUAGAAAAAAUACUCUUGUCAGUUGUUAGUAUGCUUGCAGAACCUAAUGAUGAGAGUGGAGCUAAUGUCGAUGCUGCAAAAAUGUGGAGAGAAAAUAGGGAAGAAUUCAAUAGAAUAGCAGAAAAUCUUGUUAGAAGAACAUUGGGCAUUUCAACUUAACAUAACUGAAGAAAGAUUAUUUUAUAUAAAGUGGAGUAGAUAAUAGUCUUCUAUUUGGGCUUUUUAUUCCUGCAAACGGGUCAGCUCUAACUGAUGUAUUACCAAAUCUUUGCAAUAAGAACAGAAUGAAGUGGUUUUAAGCAAUUUGAAUUCUAUUAUUUGAACCUACAUGUAUAAUCUAUCAUCUAAUCAACUCAAUCUGAGGUGAAAUUGAUUUGCAUAAAAAUUUAAAUAGUCGAGACCUAGUAUCUUAUAACAUGUCAGGACAAAAUAUUAAUGGGUUUGAGAUUAUUGAAUAAGCUUCACAAAACAUUUCAUUUUCAUUCUUAAAAUUUCAAAUGGUAAAGAAUACAAAAAUUAAAUAAAUAAAUUUUCAUUAUUUCCAAAAUCAAUGUUUCCUCUGAAAAUUAGUAUGAUAAAUUGAAUUCUUUCUCAAUAAUGGAUUUUAAUAUAGUUUUUGGAGAAGUAAAAAACACAUAAAAAUCAAAACUUUGCAUUUAGAUAUAUCUAAAUUUCAUUUCAAGGAUGGAGUUAUUAAUGGCAACACAUGCGAAUUUACUAUGGGAAUAACGUUUUUUUAAAUUUUUUUUUUGGGAAUAUUGAGUUUUUCACAUUAGUUGAUUAUUGAGAUAGCUAAAUGGCUAUGGGAAUGAGGCGUUUUUAAUGAGAAAUAUUGAGUUAUUCGGAUGAGGAUAGUAUUGAAAUAGCUUAAUAUGACUAUGGGAAUAACGCGCUUUUAAUUUUUUUUUUUUUAAUGUUGAGAUAUUCAGAUGAGAAUAGUAUUGAAAUAGCUAAAUGAACACAUUUAGGAACUGUAUGGUACAGAUUUUCAUUCAUCUAAAAUUUCUUUCAGAAAAAGAUUAAUUCCAUUGAGUAUCUGAAAGAAAAUAUUUUUUUCUAUUCCAGAGUUUUUUUAUAGUCCAGUAUAUGAAUAAUAUUAUAUUUUAUAAUUGAAUUUAUAUUUGAUAUAAUGUAGCAAAAAGAGUAACUGAACUUCAGGGAAUUCAAACUUUGUGACAAAUAUAAAAAAAACAAAAGAAAAUUUAUGGCAUUUUUUAAAUUUUAUAUUUAUGUUGUCUUCAGAAAAAAUUACCCAAAUAUUUUUGAGAAAUAGACUGAGGAAAUAGUGAGUGUUAUUGGGGAUAAAAGUGCUUUAUUUGUCCUAUCAAAGGACAAUUCAGCCUUACGUUCCAAAAGUAUACAUCUUCCUUCACUCUAACGUUUUAAAAAAGUACUGUAAAUUAUAUGCAAGGGUUUAUUAUAUUACCUUUUACCAUCAAAUAUGCAGGCACAUAUGAAAAAAAAAACAUAUCAUGAAUAUCAAUAUAAAAAAAUUAUGAUUAACAUCUGACGGAGAGAUUCAAAUCAGGGCUUUGAAAUUCAAAUAACAUGGUCAAAAAUUCAUAACUCCAGAUCUAUAAAGGGUAGGAAUUUGCUAUAUAGUAUUCAUUAUUAUUGUAGUAACACAUGUUCUCAAUAUCAUAAUUGUAUGGCUCCUUUCUUCAAAACUUUGGUUGGAUUGACAUAAUAUCCUCUGCUUUGAAGUUAUUACUACAUAUUACGGCUGUGGCAGAAGAUUGUUGUCUUCACUCCGUACUGCAAUCACCCAUUUCAUUCAAUUCCACGAGAACCUGUUAAAAUAUUCAAUAAAAUAAACAAUAAAUCA